Messenger RNA from Lodderomyces theae, 624 nucleotides. Its product is annotated as GET complex subunit. Gene Ontology annotation, biological process: tail-anchored membrane protein insertion into ER membrane. Gene Ontology annotation, cellular component: GET complex. The transcript has a single exon. The coding region runs from base 1 to 624 and encodes 207 amino acids. Lineage: Eukaryota; Fungi; Ascomycota; Pichiomycetes; Serinales; Debaryomycetaceae. The record is from RefSeq and is a predicted model, not a curated record.
AUGGCGUCCUUCGACUUGAGUCCAUACACAAUCAUAAUAACAACAUUCACACUACUCCUAUUACAGAAACUUAUUUCAGUAAUAAGCAAACCCACAAUCCAAUCCCUAGUAUGGAACAUCUACUCAUCAUCACCGUUGCUAGCCCAAUCAAAGUCAAUCAAACAAUACGCUGCAAAACAACACGAAAUACGAACAUUGACUCACGAGCAAAGAUUAAUUAGUGCCCAGGACGAGUAUGCCAGGUGGACAAAGUUGAAUCGUAAAUUGGAUAAGUUGAAAGUGGAAUUACAAGAAUUGAAUGAGAGCUUGGGUUCUGAAAAGGCCAGGGUCAACUCUUUGACCAAUUCCUUGAUUUGGAUAAGUACAGUACUACCAAUUUGGGUUAUGAGGUUUUUGUUUAGAAAAACACAGUUGUUUUACAUACGUGCUGGUAUUUUACCACAUUAUCUUGAAUGGUGGUUGGCUUUACCCUUUUCUCAAACUGGUGCCAUUGGAUUGACGUGUUGGAUGUUUGCCGUAAACUAUGUCUUAAGCGAGAUAUUCUUUGUCGUUAGCUUCCCAUUCCAGAAUAAAGUUGCUAAACCUGAAAAGCCAAUCAAGGGUGAAGGACAAGACGAAAAUUGA